AUGUCGAGCGGCAUUAGCAUAAUUGAAGUAUACAGUAAUCAUAACUACAACGUAGGUUUAAGUGCACACACGGUGUAAGACUUAAAACUGAAGUCCAAGAAGUAAAGAAGCGAUAAUAUAACAUUGCGCUCGGCUAUGGUUGGUCGUUUGUUGCAAAAUUCAAGAAGUGGACAUAUUUGUGUUCAACAAAAAUAUUUAUAUUCAACAACUGCAUUUUUGUUCAACUUCAAAGAACAAACUAAAUUCAUUCAACAAAUUUUGUUCAAUAUUCAAUCAACAAAAACACAUUAUUCGUUCAAGAGAAAUAUAUUCAUUCAAGAAUUCGAGUGCCCUAGCCCUCGCUUUCAUCUCUAUAGAUAGUCUCAUCAAUGAAUACGCCCCGACCGCCCAGCAAUUUUGUGGUAGUUUUCUUCUCUUCAUGGGUUAUAAACUAAAUGUUAACAUUUAGCUACCUCCAUUCUCAUACUACUUGUUACCUCUAUUAGUCUGUGCUAAGCUGGCAUUUGGUAAAGUGGGGAUUGGCAUGACUGGAACAAAAGAGAGUGUAGAUCGGGACCAGCAGCAACUGUGGAAUUAUCCAAUUUCCAAUACGAUAUCAGUGGUCAUCUCUGAAAAGAAGAAAACAUCUACUCCUUGUAUUAAAUACUGCAUAUUAAGGGGUCGUUUUCCCCCUUUUUCUAAGUUGUGUUACAAGGGUCGGUGGUGA
This is a messenger RNA of Porites evermanni, 706 nucleotides long. Lineage: Eukaryota; Metazoa; Cnidaria; Anthozoa; Scleractinia; Poritidae. The record is from the annotation of a GenBank genome assembly.